AUGACGGAAUCAAAUUUAGUUAUAUCACGCCUGCCAUCUACGUCUGAUCUGGAAGCAUCGAGACAUUCUGAUUCAGAAGAAGAAGAAUUAAUUGUUGAUGAUAUCGACGAGGAGGAGGAGGAAGUCGACGGCGAGGAUUACGAAUCAAAAUCAGAAGAUAGUAUCGGUGAUUUAAGUACAAGUUUUGACAGAAAUAGUAAAAAACAGAGAAGAAAUCGAACGACAUUUUCUGCGGAUCAAUUAAGAGAAUUGGAGACAGUAUUUCAACAUACGCAUUAUCCAGAUUGUACAUUACGAGAACAUAUUGCAGAUAAAGUUGAUUUAACAGAAGCCCGAGUUCAGAUGUAUUGA
Molecule: messenger RNA, 351 nt
Organism: Patella vulgata (common limpet)
Lineage: Eukaryota; Metazoa; Mollusca; Gastropoda; Patellidae
Product: paired mesoderm homeobox protein 1-like
Exons: 3
Coding region: 1-351 (116 amino acids)
Biological process (GO): regulation of transcription by RNA polymerase II
Molecular function (GO): DNA-binding transcription factor activity, RNA polymerase II-specific; RNA polymerase II transcription regulatory region sequence-specific DNA binding
Source: RefSeq, a predicted model, not a curated record